Messenger RNA from Populus trichocarpa (black cottonwood), 1334 nucleotides. RefSeq names its product glucan endo-1,3-beta-glucosidase, basic isoform. Gene Ontology annotation, cellular component: cell wall; plasma membrane. The record is from RefSeq and is a predicted model, not a curated record. Gene Ontology annotation, molecular function: hydrolase activity, hydrolyzing O-glycosyl compounds. Lineage: Eukaryota; Viridiplantae; Streptophyta; Magnoliopsida; Malpighiales; Salicaceae. The transcript is spliced from 2 exons. Bases 87 to 1121 code for a protein of 344 amino acids. Gene Ontology annotation, biological process: carbohydrate metabolic process.
AGGAGUGGAGUUUGGCAAACAGAGCAUCAAUCUCUCUCUCUUUAAUUUGUAGCUUAUUUCAAGUAUUACUGUUUCCUUGAUAAAGCAUGGCUGUAUCACAUCUAGCUGGCAAAAGCCCUGCCAUGCUUUCCAUGAUGCUGCUCUUUGGGAUAUUAUUAGCUAGCCUAGAUACUGCAGGUGCCCAGAUAGGUGUUUGCUAUGGAAUGCUUGGUAACUUACCACCACGACCAGAAGUCAUAGCUCUCUACAACGAGAGAGGCAUUCAAAGAAUGCGGCUCUAUGAUCCAGAUCAAGAUGCUUUACGAGCCCUUGGAGGCACCAACAUCGAGCUCAUUCUUGGUAUUCUAAAUCCUGACCUUCAAGGGAUUGCUUCUAGUCAAGACAAUGCAAAUGCAUGGGUGCAAAACAAUGUAAGAAACUUUGGCAAUGUCAGGUUUCGAUACAUUGCGGUAGGAAAUGAGGUUAAGCCCUCAGAUUCAUCAGCACAGUUUCUAGUCCCUGCCAUGCAAAACAUUCGCAAUGCACUCGAUUCAGCUGGGCUAGGAAGUAUCAAAGUUUCAACCGCUAUUGAUCCUGAGGUCCUAACAGAUGAUUCCUUCCCUCCCUCAAAAGGCUCUUUCAGGGCAGAAUAUAGACCACUUCUCGAUCCGAUCAUUCGCUUUUUAGUGGACAAGCAAUCUCCAUUACUCGUUAACUUGUAUCCAUACUUCACUUACUCAGGUGACACAGCAGGAAACAUCCCCCUUGAUUAUGCUCUCUUCACAGCUCCAUCAUCACCAGUCUCUGAUCCACCACUGAAUUACCAAAACCUUUUUGAUGCUAUUCUUGACACUAUUUACGCUGCUUUGGAGAAAUCUGGUGGAGGUUCUUUGGACAUUGUGGUAUCAGAGAGCGGUUGGCCAACAGCUGGAGGGAAAGGAACAUCAGUUGAUAACGCAAGAACAUAUAACAACAACUUGGUUCAACAUGUGAAGACAGGAAGUCCAAAAAGGCCUGGAAAGCCUAUAGAAACCUAUAUUUUUGCCAUGUUUGACGAGGUUAACAAAAGCCCAGAAUUAGAGAAAAACUGGGGGCUAUUUUUUCCAAAUAAACAGCCAAAAUACCAGAUCGAUCUCAACUAAAGAGUGCCAAGAAGUUGUGGCUACAGAAUAAUGAUAUUAUAGGGCAGGAACACUCCAAUUUGUAUGGAGUAUACUAAAUAAGAAGAUUGUAAUCCACAGAAAAAGGUGAAAACUAUGUUUACCUAAAUUAAUGUAAUCUCCAAUAAUGCUUACAAGACUAUUAUAUGUAUAUUUAUGAAAUCCCAUGCAAUAUUAGGGUGAUUGUCUCUUCAA